AUGAGGAGUGAAACCGAUACGGAAGAGCGCCCAAUCGUAUUCGUGGCCCACAGUCUCGGAGGACUUGUUGUUGAACAGGCUCUUCUCAUAUCACGCGGAUCAUCGGAACUGCAUGUCAAAGACAUACUAGAGGGCACGUUUGCAAUUGUUUUCAUGGGUACCCCACACCAUGGCUCAAACCUGGCAAACUGGCGCAUUCAUUUGACCAGACUCUCCAGUCUGAUCAUGCAAACGAACAAGAAAAUUGUUCGCGUGUUGGACCCAGGCUCGGAAGUGCUUGCCAACAUCCAACAAGAGUUUCACACAAUGAUCCGAGAUCGCGUACAGCAUAUCCAGAAGGACGUACAGAUCUUCUGUUUCUAUGAGGAAAAACAGUUUCGCGGCAUCGGGAAGAUUGUGGAUGAUCACUCUUCGAUACUUGCCUCAUAUCCAAACGCAUCUAUCCACGCGAACCAUGUUUCGAUGACGAAGUUCAAUGGCUCAGUCGAUGCGGGAUAUGUCAGGGUGAAAGGUCGCCUGAAAUUGUGGGCCAAGACAAUCAGAGAAGCCCAACAGAAGGCGGAAGGCCAUCAAAAAGUAGCAGAGGAACAGCCAUCCAGAAAGGAUGGCCAGGACGAUGAGGACGAUGAUGGCUCGCGUGGUGGUAACCUGUUGGAGUUCAACGGCCCUGUUAGCUCAAACGGUGGCCCUAUUUUUCAAGGUUACUAUCGCUCCGGACGAGAUAUGGUUUACAGCAAUGUGCAGAAGGAAACAUGA
Molecule: messenger RNA, 756 nt
Organism: Lasiodiplodia theobromae
Lineage: Eukaryota; Fungi; Ascomycota; Dothideomycetes; Botryosphaeriales; Botryosphaeriaceae
Product: SesB-related regulatory protein
Exons: 4
Coding region: 1-756 (251 amino acids)
Source: RefSeq, a predicted model, not a curated record